AUGGGCCCCAUCAUGUUAAAUGAACUUGAGAAGCGGGUUGAGGCGUUAGAAGGUGGUGUUGGUGAUGCAAAUGACGAUGCUGCGGUAUGCGCAAGAGUUGGGUUGUUAAUGAAGCAGCUACGGGAGCUUACUCAGAGGGGGUUUCGAUAUAAUGAACAGAUGUCUAUUUACAUGGAACAUUUUAGUGGACAGAUGUUGUGCGAUGAAGUGCAAGAUUGGGGAUCGCAGAAUUUGGAGACAAUUGUAGAGUCAUGCAGUGAAGAGAUUGAAAAGAUGGUUUCAAUGCUUCAAGAGCUAGAGUUGGGAUACAAUCAUGAUUUCGACAGAGUCCUAAAGGAGUGCGGUGGUAUUAUGCAAUCUGGGAAUGUCACGGUUGAUGUAUCCCAGUUGUCCGAACUCUACAAGAGAUGUAACAGGCUGGCCAUCGGCUCUAUUCAUAUUACUCUGAGAUUCAUUAGACAGAAUCACUUAACAAACGAGUUUUGUCACAAGAUGGAACGUAUCCUUCUGGAGAAAGAACGGGAGCUUCCAUGA
Molecule: messenger RNA, 534 nt
Organism: Eremothecium cymbalariae DBVPG#7215
Lineage: Eukaryota; Fungi; Ascomycota; Saccharomycetes; Saccharomycetales; Saccharomycetaceae
Gene: LDB18
Product: Ldb18p
Exons: 1
Coding region: 1-534 (177 amino acids)
Source: RefSeq, a predicted model, not a curated record